AUCGCAUGAAGGACUCGGAGAGCUGAUAAGGACGAUAAGGACCGAAGAUGAUGAGCUCGACAGGGGGGCAGUAUGUGUUGUCCAACACCAGUGUGCCAAUGGGAGAUAUAUCCCCUGUAACACUUGGACCCGAGGGAAGCAAGGUAGCUAGACUGCUGCUGGUUGUGGGACUGGCUACAGUGGGUAGUGUGGGCAAUGUCUACAUGAUCAGUGCUGUCAUCGUGGAGGACCAUCUGAAGAAAACAGGUAAUACAUUUCUGGUAAACAUAGCCCUGGCAGAUUUGCUGGUGACUGGUAUUGUGAUGCCUGCGUCUGCUGUAGUCAUCUUGGCUGGACUACCAGACUCCCCCCCUGUCUGUCACGUGCAAUGGUUCCUGGCUAUACUCUGCUGGAUAGUGACUGUGCUCACUCUACUGGCUGUGUCGGUGGAAAACUACGCUCGUCUAUGCUCCAGACCCGAGCGCUACGCUCUACUGACCCCGUCGAGUGUCACGCUGGUCGUGCUGUGUAUCUGGAUCCUCGGCACCGGAGCGACUGUCGCUCAGUCUGUCUACGAUCUUGGGCCUGACUACUGCGGCAGAAAGAAGGAGGAUGAAGAAGAGGGAAUGCAGAGGAACCAUGCAGCAGUGGCAACAACCGUCGUGGCAAUCAUCGCUUUAUUCACCUCCGCCUUCUACCUAGCAGCCACUUACCAGGUGCGUUCUGCUCAUCUCAACCCUAGCUUCAAGCCUCCGCUAGCCUUCACCUGGGACUACUCUUUAAUGAAGACAAACAUCUCUAGUUUCAUCCUCUUCUUCGCGUUCUGGCUCCCCUUCGGCAUCGUCCUGGCGAUCGACUCCUCCCACCAGGUUUCGUCCAAACUCUUCUACAUCCUCGCGUGGUUUGCACUCAGCAAGUCCUGCGUGAACAACAUUCUCUACGCAGCUUGCAACCGUCACUUCCGCAGCGCCUACCUCAACCUCUUCCACUACUGUUGUUGCAAGACUACCGUAGCUUUCUCCAGGCGGCCACGAGGAGAAGUCAGACCCUCGGGAGAUGUCCGGGUUCACAUCAUCCCUGGAUACAACAUGUACUCCUACACCAGCCCCCAGCGGGCCAGUAGGGAGAGUAAGUCCUCGGGUAAACGAGGAUCCAAUUCAUCUCGCUCCCAGCGAGCCAACGGUAGAGAAGUCUACCAGUUAUGAUCUGUGUUAUGUUAAAGCUUCCCAAUGUUUGUAUAGCUGAUGUUGCGAAAACUUUGUGGUUGAAAAUAAUGUGUUUCACAAUGAAAAUAUUCAAUCAGCUUUACAUAUGAGUAAUGUGUAAUUUGAAAAUUGCAAACAACCAAACUAGUUCUAAACGGGUGAAAGGCUAAACAUCAUGCAAGCUAAAAGGUAUAAAAAUGUAAAGUGUUUGAACCUUUGACUAUGUAUAGAUAGACAUUCCCAUUUUAAGCAGUAGGUGGUUUUCUGGAUAAACCAAACGUACUUAAA
This is a messenger RNA of Macrosteles quadrilineatus (aster leafhopper), 1472 nucleotides long. RefSeq names its product alpha-1A adrenergic receptor-like. The record is from RefSeq and is a predicted model, not a curated record. Gene Ontology annotation, cellular component: membrane. NCBI's taxonomy places the organism in Eukaryota, Metazoa, Arthropoda, Insecta, Hemiptera, Cicadellidae. The transcript has 6 exons. Gene Ontology annotation, biological process: G protein-coupled receptor signaling pathway. Gene Ontology annotation, molecular function: G protein-coupled receptor activity. Bases 48 to 1184 code for a protein of 378 amino acids.